Molecule: messenger RNA, 2403 nt
Organism: Trifolium pratense (red clover)
Lineage: Eukaryota; Viridiplantae; Streptophyta; Magnoliopsida; Fabales; Fabaceae
Exons: 7
Coding region: 1727-2236 (169 amino acids)
Biological process (GO): proteolysis
Molecular function (GO): cysteine-type peptidase activity
Source: RefSeq, a predicted model, not a curated record
UAAAAAAAAAACAAUGACAUAUGAUCGCAUAUUUCUUACGUUGUCUUUCCAUCUUCCAACUCUCCAUCUUCUUACUCUGGGAUCCGGAUUCUCUUCAUCACCCCUUGUCUCCUUCUCUCUCCUUCCCCAAAACUAGCCACUUGAUCAAAGAUCAAGGGUUGGCGCAGCGUAGCUUGCAUACGCGCGCACACGGGAACACACUCUCAUUUCUCCCCUUUCUUUCUCUCUCUUCUCUUUCUCACUCUCACGAUCUCUCUUCUCCCUUCUCUCAAACUUCAUCCUCUUCCUCAAGAACAUUCAUCAAUGUUCUUCAUCCAAACCCAGUUUCCGGCGACCAACCACCUUUACACCUAGACUCUGGUGGCUUCGGCGCCGUGACGGCCAUCGCGAAGGAAAACCCAAAAUAAUUCCAAAUUAUUUGUAAAACCCUUAUUUAACCUCCCUAAACACAGAUAAAAUCCUAAAACUACGAAAAACAAUAAAAAAAAGGAGAGAGACACAAAGGCUGGCAAAGCAGCGGCAAGUGACAACAGGUGACACGGUGGUGAUAAAUUUCAGGUAUGGAUCGUAGUUGGAUGAAAGCUAAUCGAUUAAGUGCUGAGUUUGAACAGGGAGUGAUUGAAUUUCUUCGAUUUGCUGAAAUCAAUCCUCCAUCUCCCGAAAGUAAUGCUAAAAAAAAACUUUCGACUCCCGAAAGUAAUGACGAAAAAAAUCUUCCUCCUAAAAGUAAUGUACAUUUUCGAUGUCCAUGUGUUCUUUGUGAAAAUAAAAAAGAAAUUCAUAAGGACCAAAUCUUUAGUCAUCUCAUUUGCAAUGAGAUUUGUCAAAAUUAUACAAAAUGGAUAUGGCACGGUGAAGUAGUAACAAAGCGAAAUGUGUCCCAAAGCGAAAACAUUAGUGUAGAUAUGGAUGAUCAUCUUGAAGACAUGAUGUGUGAUAUCUGAGAAGACUCGUUUAAGAGGGCUCAUGUGCAUGAUACUUUGUGCAGCGACAAGGAUACACCUUUGUACCCGGGAUGCACAAAUUUUACACGUUUGUCAGCGGUGUUAAAGUUGUUUAAUCUGAAGGCAAAGAAUGGGUGGACUGACAAAAGUUUUAGCGAAUUGCUUGAAUUGUUGACACAAAUGCUUCCUAAAGGUAACGUUAUACCAAACCGGUGUUACGAGGUGAAGAAAGUAUUGUGUCCGAUGGGUUUGGAGUAUUAAAGGAUACAUGCAUGCCCUAAUGAUUGCAUAUUAUACAGAAAAGAGUUUGUAAACUCUGAUCAUUGUCCGAAGUGCAUGGCGUCACGCUACAAAAAGAAAGAUGGUGAUUCUAGUGAUGAUGUGGUGACAAAAAAGGGUUCUCCCACGAAAGUUGUAUCGUACCUACCAAUAAUUCCAAGGUUCAAGAGAUUGUUCGCUAAUGAAAAUGACGCAAAGAAUCUUAGAUGGCAUGUAGAAGAGAGAAAAUGUGAUGGACAAAUUCGCCAUGUAGCUGAUUCUUUGCAAUGGAAGAAAAUUGAUUCUUUGUUUCCAAAUUUUGGCAAGGAGUCGAGAAACCUUAGACUUAGACUUGGACUUGCUACUGAUGGAAUGAAUCCGUUUGGCAAUCAAAGUACUAACCAUAGUACAUUUUUGGUGGGUGAUAGAUGACUUGACUAUUCAAUUCUACAGCUUUGGUGUACGUAUAUGCAUCGCCUUUCCAUAGACACAAAAAACUCAGAUCUGUUUGCAUUUUUGGACCCAUGUCAAUUGAAUUUUGCAUCAAAGCCAGUCUCAUUUCAAAAGCGGGUAAACAAUACAUACAAAAUCAGUUGCAUGAUCUAAACAAAGUGUGCUACUUAGCACCACAUCUUUGGGACGGGCAUUGGCAAUUGAUAAUUAUGUGUCCUAAGGACAAUGUAAUAGUUUGCCUUUGUUCAUUACACCAUAUGAUACCUGAAGCAGCGAAGAGUCUUUUUACAAAUGCUUUUAAAGUUCAUCAAUUAGCAACAUUUGGUAAUAGAAAGAAGGCUUCAUGGAUUUUUCCCAAAACAAGGGUACAGCCUAACGGCAAUGACUGUGGAUAUUAUGUAAUGAAGAAUAUGAUUGACAUCGUCUCUGCUAGUAUUACAAAGAAUUGGAUGGAGGUAUUCAAUGAUCCUACGACAUUAACAGAGGAGGAGCUGUAUGAUUUGCGAGACCGCUGGGCAACUUGUUUUCUUGACCUAUAUAAUCUCGAGGUAGAUUAUGAUGAUGCCGACGAGAAAGAUUAGGAGCUAGCUAGGUUUGUGUGAAGUUACGAUGGACUAGUUAUGAUGAUGUUUUAAUUUGUAUUUUGGAUGGAUUGGUAUUAAUUAUUAUGAUGUUUUUUAUUUUGGAUUUCAUUGUGGUUGUACUUUAAUGAUAUUUUAGUAUUAUGUUCUUGAUGCAAGUUAUGUUA